Messenger RNA from Cucurbita moschata (crookneck pumpkin), 937 nucleotides. Its product is annotated as zinc finger protein GIS3-like. Bases 23 to 802 code for a protein of 259 amino acids. The transcript has a single exon. Gene Ontology annotation, cellular component: nucleus. NCBI's taxonomy places the organism in Eukaryota, Viridiplantae, Streptophyta, Magnoliopsida, Cucurbitales, Cucurbitaceae. The record is from RefSeq and is a predicted model, not a curated record. Gene Ontology annotation, biological process: cytokinin-activated signaling pathway; gibberellic acid mediated signaling pathway; trichome differentiation. Gene Ontology annotation, molecular function: DNA-binding transcription factor activity; transcription cis-regulatory region binding.
GUCCUUUAUAAAUGAACCCUCCAUGCAUUCCAAGUCCUUACACAUUGUAAUAGCCCCUUUUUUCUCUCUCUCUCUCUCUCUCUGUCUAGAGCUCUGUUUCUUGCCAAAAAUGGCUGGCUUGGAAUUGGACAUCCAAUCCAAACCAAACCACACCACUCCCACAACCACCCGCUUAAAAUUAAAGCUGUUUGGCUUUGAUGUGCGCGAGGAAUUGGAAGAUGAUGACUCUACUACUGCCAAGACCCCAACUGGGUCAUCCGAAUCUGGAGUAUUCACCCCUUCCACCGACCGCAAAUACGAGUGCCAAUACUGUUGCCGCGAGUUCGCUAACUCACAGGCUCUCGGUGGCCACCAAAACGCCCACAAGAAAGAAAGGCAGCAACUUAAACGUGCCCAAUUACAAGCCACACGGAACGCCGCCGUUGCCUACGUUAGAAACCCAAUUAUCUCCGCCUUUGCUCCGCCACCUCACCUUCUCGCCACCGCCCCUCCCCACUUCCUACUCUCCAACCCUGCCUCCGCACCCGAAACCUCCUCCUGGGUCUACAUGCCCCGCACGCCACCGCCCAUCCAGAUGUCGUCACAUGGGUGUGCCUUUCCGGCCUCGGGCGGUGCAGGGAAAGCCGCGAUGGUGUCAUCCUACGGCCGCGGAGUGGGGAAUUCCAUGGCAUUCGCGAUGGGAUCACAAAUCCACGACGAGGGGAUAUCGUUGAAGAGAUUCACCAAAGGGGAAAACGGGUCGGGUUUCGAUGACGGAAUUGGUUUGGAUUUGCAUCUGAGAUUGGCUCCGGCGGCGCCGUGAAAAGCGCUGAUCUCGAAACUCCGAUGAUUUGUAUUCGUACGUUUUUUUGUGUCUGCAAAUUUUUCAAAAACCCUUGUUGGGAAUCAUGUAAAUUCUUCCUCUUUUUAUUUUAUUUAUUUAUUUUUAUUAUUAUCA